Cyprinodon variegatus (sheepshead minnow) is the source of this 2185-nucleotide messenger RNA. It is a transcript of the gene myoz3, whose product is annotated as myozenin 3. The record is from RefSeq and is a predicted model, not a curated record. Gene Ontology annotation, molecular function: FATZ binding; telethonin binding; actin binding. NCBI's taxonomy places the organism in Eukaryota, Metazoa, Chordata, Actinopteri, Cyprinodontiformes, Cyprinodontidae. The coding region runs from base 149 to 904 and encodes 251 amino acids. Gene Ontology annotation, cellular component: Z disc; actin cytoskeleton. The transcript is spliced from 6 exons.
ACUCAGUGAGGUAAGUGCCGGAGGCAUCCUGAGAUGAGUUUUAUACAGACUGUUCCUUCGGGGCUGAGGAGUGUCCGAGUCGAGCAAGGAAGCAUCCAAGAUAAGGCAUUGAACUGCAGGGAAAGGAGAAGGAAACACAGGAAAAAAUAUGCAUUCAGGAGCAGAUGAAAUGACCAGGCAGAGGAUGUUGCAGGCCAAAGCUUUGUCUCAGGAGGCCCGAGGAGGUCUAAACUUGGGGAAGAAGAUCAGCGUUCCAAAAGACGUGAUGUUUGAAGAGCUCAACCUUUCGUCCAAUCGAGGCUCCCGGAUGUUUCAGGAGCGACAGAGGAGAGCCGAAAAAUUCACACUAGAGAACGUGACCAACGGACCUCACAACAGCAACGUUCAUCUUGAGCUCAGCCCCCCCCAGCAGACAGUUCCCGUGGCGCAGGGAGGAAAAGAGAACCAGGCUUUCUCCAUCCCCGGUAAGCACAGCCUGGUCAUGAACCUUCAGAAGACAGUAGCAAAGAAGGGCAGUCCUGAUGUCCUGGCUCCAGGCUACUCUGGACCCCUAAAGGAAAUUCCACAUGAGAAGUUCAACACAACAGUAAUCCCCAAAUCCUACUGCUCCCCGUGGAGGGAAGCUUUGGGAGACAACGAAGAGCUUCUGAACACCCUCAAUACCCAGCUGCCACAACCGCCACAAAGACUACAGCCCGCCAACUACAGGAGCUUCAACAGAACUCCGAUGCCAUUUGGAGGCACAAUGGCCAGCAAGAGAGUCAUCCCAGUUAUUGCCUUUGAGGCUGUGGAGUCCCAGAACCUUCCUGCCGUCGCUCUGGACCGCAUGUGCAGACGGCCAAACUUCAACAGAGCACCAAGAGGAUGGGGAAUCGACUACAGCCCUGAAUCUAACGAGCUAUGAGGGGGACUUUAUGAGACAAAACCUAAAGCAAGAACCUCUCUCCUUUCAAAGACGAUCCCUCUGUUGGUUGUAAACAGAGAGAAGUUGAAAAAAAAAGUAACACUCUAGCGUAAUAGUGGUUUGCUACCUAUGAGUGUUGUGAGGAUACUGAUGGGCCGAGUCACGGGUUUACAGUGCCUUGCAGAAAUAUUCAUCUUUAACGGGAAAUGGUUGUAAAAACAAAGUCCCAUGAGCCCUGAUCAACCAGUCAUCUGGAAAUGAAAAGUGCCAAAAACCUAACAAGACAGGGUUGUCCCCUUAAACUGACGGGGAAAUAGCCAAGGUAGAUUGAUAGUAUUGGAGCACAACUAUUGCAAAGGAUAAUUAACCUUACUGGUCCCUGCAAACAUAUAUUUUAAUUGAAAUUUGACUUCAGCAUUUAACCUAUCAUAUCUCUGAUAGAUCAGUGGGCCGCUUGGAGCUGCCUGAGGAGCACCCUGGGGCUAGGGGUCUUGCUCAGGAACCAAGCACUCUGUUCUAACCACCACUCACAUAUUGGUCAUUAACUGCACCAUUCUGGCGUUAAUGGGACAGCAGGAAAGAACCAGAACACAGGAAAUGUGUUAGGAUGCUCUUGUGUAAUUAGACAUGGAAAAUUUUUUCGCAUUCAAAAUACUAUUUUUGACAUAAAGCUUAUGACAUCCUGAACUCAGCAUCCCAAUGCAAAGGCAUGGAGAUGGGAACUACAUGUCAGACGUAAAGCUACUUAGCUUUAGGCAGUCUGUCUAAAUCUAGUUGAGAAUCUGUUGCAAAUCAUGAGCAUUGUGGGUCUGCAGGCAGCAGGCCUUUAGUCUGACUAAACUUGACCAUUGAGCUAACAUUUCCAUAUCUAAAUGGACAAAGCUGGUAGAGGUGAACCUCAAAUGACUUGAAGCUGUAAGAGGAGGUUCCAUAAAGCAAUAACUCAGGGUGGCUGUGCACCAAUGAAUGCCUCAUUUCAAUAUUUGUUUAAAAGAAGAGGUUGGAAAAAGAUUCAAUUACUUCCCCCUCAAUAAUUUAAACAGCUUUACAUAUCACAUAAAAUCUAAUUACAAAAGUCAUGGCUGUAACAAAAAAGAAGCUCAAGGGGAAUGAAUACUUAUGCAAGGUACUGUAUUUAUUGCUCCCUACAUGUCCCAUUGAAACCUCUGUCCUCUUGUUUUUACUUUGUGGAUUUCAUUCUUCUCUAAAAUGAACCUUUACAGAAUAUGCAGUAAAAACAUACAAGAUAAUCAAUGACAAGGGUUUCAUUUUAAUGAGGUG